AUGAUAAUGAUGACACGCUACGUGUUGUGUGUUAUGCUUCUUGCACUUUGUUGUACUUGCACUUUCGUGUGUGCUAAUACUGAGCCUCAAGUUGAAGUUAGUGAACCUGAACCUGAAGGUGGUGGUACUUCGAACCAUGGGGCUCGGCAGGCUGAUGGUGCUGGAGGAAGUGGAAAGGGAGGACAAGGAAAUGGCCAAGGAGUUUCACCAGGUGCUCCUGCUGCAAUUCCACCUAAAGGAAAAGGGGAUAAGGAAAAAGAACUGUUAGACAGUCAGGAUAAAUCGGAACUUAACAAAGAUCCAGGACCAGUUGGUCCUCAGGGCCAUUCAGAAAGCCAACUACCAGGAAAGAGUACUCAGUCUCCUCUUCAACCUGGUACUUCAUCAGAACCAGUAAAAGGAGAGAGAAUGCAUAGAGCCUCUUCUCCAUCAGCAAAUCAGAACGAUCAAAUUCAAAGUGGAGGUAAAGCGGAUUCGAAGGAAAAUGAACAAGUAAUUGCGAAAACGGAAUCGGGAAAUAAUGGUGGAUCCAAUUCUGGAAGUGAAAAGAAUACUGUUGGCUCUCUCACUGCAGAGGAACCCAAUGCUAAUAGUGAAGAACAUGAGUUGGAAAAUGCACCAACUUCCCCCAACGAGAAUGUUACGCAAGGUACUAACGAUGCAGGCAACAGUAGUGCUGUACAGAUUCAAGGAAGUACAGACAAAGAAUCUGAACCUGAGAAUGGCACUACACCCAAUACUAAUGAGGAAUCAUCCUCAACCACCACAACAACAACAACAACACUUCCUCCUGAACUCACAAACAACAAGAAGGGUGAUGCAGACAGCAGCAACAGCAGUAUCAGCAGUUCUGUGUGGGUGCGUGUGCCACUACUGAUUGUGGUUACACUGGCCUGUAUUCUUGUGUGCUGA
Trypanosoma theileri is the source of this 912-nucleotide messenger RNA. RefSeq lists its product as uncharacterized. The transcript has a single exon. NCBI's taxonomy places the organism in Eukaryota, Euglenozoa, Kinetoplastea, Trypanosomatida, Trypanosomatidae. Gene Ontology annotation, molecular function: oxidoreductase activity. The coding region runs from base 1 to 912 and encodes 303 amino acids. The record is from RefSeq and is a predicted model, not a curated record.